Messenger RNA from Pestalotiopsis fici W106-1, 291 nucleotides. RefSeq names its product NADH-ubiquinone oxidoreductase subunit A. Lineage: Eukaryota; Fungi; Ascomycota; Sordariomycetes; Amphisphaeriales; Sporocadaceae. The coding region runs from base 1 to 291 and encodes 96 amino acids. The transcript is spliced from 3 exons. The record is from RefSeq and is a predicted model, not a curated record.
AUGUCUGCCAAAUACGCUUUCACACAGUCCCUGAAGGAGGUGCGCUUCCUCUUCUGCCAGACUGGCGAGGGCAGCGCUGCCACAAGGUCCUUCCUUACCCGUGCCUACCCUACCAUGAAGAAGAACAACCCAACCACACCCAUCCUGCUGCGCGAAGCGGCCGGCACGCUACCCAAGGUGUACGCGAGAUAUGGACUUGGAAAGGAGAAGAGCCAGUCAUUAGAAGGCCUGACGGACAAGCAGAUCGAGGAGGCAGUAACAACCCUGGUCAAGAACGAUACCACGGCAUGA